Molecule: messenger RNA, 1019 nt
Organism: Scatophagus argus
Lineage: Eukaryota; Metazoa; Chordata; Actinopteri; Scatophagidae
Gene: nip7
Product: NIP7 nucleolar pre-rRNA processing protein
Exons: 5
Coding region: 88-630 (180 amino acids)
Biological process (GO): ribosome assembly; ribosomal large subunit biogenesis
Cellular component (GO): nucleolus; nucleus; preribosome, large subunit precursor
Molecular function (GO): RNA binding
Source: RefSeq, a predicted model, not a curated record
GACUGCUUCCGUGUUGACCCACGUUUUCGCGUUUCUCGCAUGAGAUAAAACUGUAUGUAACUGUAAGUCGUUUUAAAAUAACUCAAGAUGAGGCCGUUAACAGACGAAGAGACGAAAACUAUGUUUGAGAAGUUGUCGAAAUACAUCGGUGAAAACAUAAAACUUCUCGUGGACCGACCGGACGGUACCUACUGCUUCAGGCUACACAAUGACCGUGUAUACUACAUGAGUGAGAAAAUUCUUAAAUUGGCCACAAACAUUUCCCGGGACAAGCUCGUAUCAGUGGGAACCUGUUUUGGAAAGUUCACAAAAACCAAUAAGUUCCGCCUGCACAUCACAGCUCUGGAUUUUCUGGCGCCUUAUGCUAAGUUCAAGGUGUGGGUGAAACCUGGAGCAGAGCAGUCUUUCCUGUAUGGGAAUCAUGUGCUAAAAUCUGGACUUGGGAGAAUCACUGAGAACACUAUGCAGUACCAGGGAGUUGUGGUCUACUCCAUGGCUGAUGUGCCCCUGGGAUUUGGUGUGGCAGCUAAAUCCACCCAGGAAUGUCGGCGAGUGGAUCCCAUGUCCAUUGUAGUGUUCCACCAGGCUGAUGUGGGAGAGUUCAUUAGGAAUGAAGACACAUUAACAUAAAAGAUGCAUCAACAACUGGACUGUUAAAAGCCGUUUCUAAACUCAUUUCAUACUCUGUAACAUUCACUGAAAUUCACACCCAGAACAGCUGCUGUUUAUUUUAACAGAAGUGGUUGGAUCCAAGUGUCUGGUUCAAGGGCACCUUAACAGCAAAUGUUACAGUGUUGGUCCAUAUUUCCAGUUUACAGUCUGGGGACUGAAACAAAGAUGUCUCUUGACUCAUCCUGGGAUAUGGCAAAUGUACUGUCCACUGGAUUCCCUUGUCACAGAGCCUCCUGAUACUUCACUUUGGCUGUAAAAUCUUAUCAAACUGCAGGGAAAUGCUUUCCCAUGUUUCUCUUUUGCAAAAGUCAGCUUUUAAAUAAAUCCACAAUGCUUUUUGUAGAAGA